Marchantia polymorpha subsp. ruderalis is the source of this 1362-nucleotide messenger RNA. The record is from the annotation of a GenBank genome assembly. NCBI's taxonomy places the organism in Eukaryota, Viridiplantae, Streptophyta, Marchantiopsida, Marchantiales, Marchantiaceae.
UGACGAAUAGGCGAGCGUGAUUGGGGAGCAGGGCCGGAUGGAUGGAUGGAUGGCCGGAACAGAUAUGGGUGGUGAGAAACGAGAUGAGAAAGUGGCGCUGGCUGGCGCCAUCGCCAGCCAGCGAGAGGUGCACAUGCGAGCCACACUAGAGCCUGUCGAACCCCUGUCUCACUCUUUAGCAGCCCCCGAAGCGCCCCGGCUCCGCGCACUAGUCGAUCUUCCUUCCGUCCUGCUGCAGAAUCGUCGACAGUUCGUCGGGAUCAGUCAGAUUGCUGCCUCGAGAGCGCCUGCUCGACAUGGCAACCGUGGUAGCAGCGGCCACCGGCGUGGCUGCCCGGCUCUCGAGCCCCGUCGCUGCUGCGGCGUCGUGCUCGUCGAGGACCUCAUUCUUGAGCGGGCGGAGGAUCGCGGUCGCGGCGGGCCUUCCGUGCGUCGAGAGAGUGGCUCGUCUGGCAGUGGAGGCCAAGCAGGGGAAUGCGCCCGUGUCGGCCCUUGAGGAGUCUGUGAGCCAGGCCUUCAACACUCUGACCAAGAGCACUGUGGCCCGGAAUGCGGCCAUCAUCGCCACCAAUGUGCUGCUGGCUCUGCCCGCCCUCGCCGGCGAGGAGAAGGGUAAGAUUUUCGACUUCAACCUCACGCUGCCCAUCAUCGCCAUCGAGUUCCUCACCCUCAUGGUGGCGCUCGACAACAUCUGGUUCAAGCCCGUGGCCGCCGUCAUGGACAAGCGCGACGAGGAGAUCAGGAACAAGCUGCUGGGCGUGAGGGACAAUUCGGGCGAGAUCAAGAAGCUCCAGCAGGAGGCCGAGGCCAUAAUCAAGGCCGCCCGAGCUGAGACCACCAACGCUCUGAACAACACCAAGAGGGAGACCGCUGCUGCCUUGGAGGUGACGCUGCAGGAGUCGAAGGCCAGGAUCGAGUCGGAAUUGGCCGAGGCUUUGGCGAAUUUGGAGGAGCAAAAGGAGGAGACCUUGAAGGGACUCGACAAGCAGGUGUCGGCCCUGAGCGACGAGAUUAUCAGCAAGGUCAUGCCCUUCAGCGUAUGAGCGAAUUUAGUCGUAGUUGCGGUUUUUGAGAACAUUCACGUCUGCUCCGUCCGGAGCGAUAGAUGCAAUUGUCGUAUGAAUCCGUUUAUCUUAAUUUGACGAUACAUUCCCCGUUAGUAGACAUUGCACAAUGUAAUUUAGACACUGGAUGACCGCUCUGAUCUCGAACUCACUUCAGGAUCAGUCUGGAGACAUAGAUCUGUCACUGUACAAACAGUUUCAUGCAAGUCGCCAAUUUAUUCUCUCCAUGAUUCAUGUUCAUCCUGCGAUUCAUGUAAAGUACGUAAGGAGAAAUCCAAAAGUCGUCCUUUCCUCUUGG